This is a messenger RNA of Plectropomus leopardus (leopard coralgrouper), 4594 nucleotides long. The record is from RefSeq and is a predicted model, not a curated record. Lineage: Eukaryota; Metazoa; Chordata; Actinopteri; Perciformes; Serranidae.
UCAGUAGAGGAGCAUCAAGCACAGACUUUGCACGCUGCUGGAAGGAUCUAUUACAUUGACAAAAAUUAGGAGAAGGCACAGUGUGACCAGACUGCUGCCUGAAAGGGAACAGAGCUGAGAGGACUGUGAGCAGAGCCGUGUGAAUAAGCAGAGCUUGGGAGGAAAGCCAAGAUGUGGAAGAGGUCAAAGGUGACCGAUCCAACUGCCGCUGGGCAGGCGGGCAUCAAGAAGAAGUCGAAAGUGCCCGGUGUCAUGAUAACGCAGUUUAAAGAGGAACUUCCAGAAGGAAAGUCAACUCCAGAUUUCACCCGCAAACCCAUUGCACUGACUAUUCAAGAGGGUAAAUUUGCAGUCUUUAAAGCCAAAGUGGUGGGCACCCCAACCCCGACUAUAACGUGGAGCAGAGCAAAUGGAGAAAUAAAUUUUCUCCCUGGCGUGUGCAUGCAAAAGUAUGACGAGGCAACUCUCGAGCAUACUAUUGAGUUCCCUAAGGUCAGCCCCGAAGAUGCUGAUACUUACAAGUGUUUUGCAACAAAUGAAUAUGGAAGAGCUGUUUGCACGGUUGUCUUGAAUGUUAUUUCGGUUGGAUUCUCUAAGACCAAGGAACUGCAAAAGACACCAGUAGAAGAUGCAACGGAAUUUAGAAAAAUGCUUAAAAAACGUAAUGUUGAUGGAACACGUGAGCAAAAGCCGAUGGAGCCGGAGGAGAAGGUCUGGGAAAUUCUCCUCAGCGCGGACAAGAAAGACUAUGAACGAAUCUGCGCCGAGUACGGUAUCACAGACUUCCGCCACAUGCUGAAGAAACUGAAUGAAAUGAAGAAAGAGAGAGAGGAGGAGAUUGCAGAGUUUGUGACACAUAUCAGUACACUGAAACAUAUUGAGGUCAAAGACACCGAUUCUGCAAUAAUUGAGUUGGACAUGGACCUCAAGGAUCCCUCCAGCAAAAUCUUCCUGUAUAAGGAUGGCGUUAUGGUUCCAUUCACCAUAGAAGAAAGCGAGUCGCAAAAGCAUAGUUUGAAACAAGUUGGCAAGAAAUAUGUCUUCACAAUUAAAAAUCUCAGUUCAGAUGAUGCUGGACUCUACUCAGUGGAUGUUGAGGGCGUCAACAUAUUCUCAACAGAUUUUAAAGUACCCAACGUUGACUUUGCUGUCAAAAUACAAGAGGUUAAGGCAGAAGAACGAGAGGACGCCCUCUUUCAAUGUGUCCUGACUGCACCUUUGAAUGAGCUUGUAUGGAUGGGCAAAAACGUGAAGCUGUCCAAUAGUGAAAAACAUGAAAUCACUGUAUCUGAAGAUAAGCUUAUCCACAAGUUGAUUGUGAGGGACUGUAUGCCUCUGGACGCUGGUAUCUAUACUGCUAUGGCAGGAAUCAAAUCUUGCAGUGCCUGGCUUGUAGUUGAAGCUGAUAAAGAUCUUGCCAGCAAGGGAAAGAAGGCAGCUCGUAAAACUACUGUGGCUGGUGCCGGGAAUGACGACGAUCUGAUGAGAAUAGCAAAGGAACAACAGGAAAGAUAUCAGAAAGAAAUGGAAGAAAAAAUAAGGAAACGCAAGAAACGUUUGAGAGAUGGUCCCCUUGUUCCAGACACAGUGACAGUGAAUUUUAAAAACGUAUUUCAGAAAAACCCAGGAGUUCACUUUCAUGCUGGGCUUUCUGACUGCAAAGCCAUUAUUGGAGAAGCAGCAGAGCUGGAGUGUAAAGUGAGCAGUGAAGACUGUGUGGGAGUCUGGUACAAAGAUGGAGAGGAGAUUAAAUCAUCUGAGGGUAUAACCAUUACAAAAGACGGAACUUUUCACAGGCUGAAAAUUCACAAAGUCACAGAGGAAUUUGCUGGAAAAUACAAAUUUGAAGCAGAUGGACGCAAGACAGAGUCUGUGAUUGCUGUUGAAGAUCCACCCAGAUUUUCCGCUGAGGAACUGGAAGCAUUUAAAACACCUGUAACUGUGAAGAAAGGACACAAAGCUACCUUUAAACUACCUUAUAUUGGACGGGAACCAAUUAAAGUCCAGUGGUACCUUGAGGGUGCAGAGCUUUCUGAGGAACCAAAUAUCAAGUUCGAUCACUCUGAGGGUAGCAGCCGUCUGCUUCUAACCAAGCUGCAGCGCAAGGACAGCGGUGAAGUCAAGAUAAAACUCAAAAAUGAGUUUGGCACUAUUGAAGCCUUCAGCCAGCUUGUUGUACUGGAUAAACCCACUCCUCCGAUGGGACCUUUGGAGAUCGUUGAAGCCAACUCCUCUUCAAUUGAAUUUAAAUGGAGGCCCCCAAAAGACGCUGGUGGCUGCAAGAUAGACAACUACAUUCUUGAACGACAACAAAUUGGCCGCAACACCUGGAAGAAGGUGGGGCCGAUUGGUUCAGAGGCCAAAUUCAGGGACACCGAUGUAGACCACGGCAGGAGGUACUGCUAUCGCAUCAGAGUGGAGACUGAAAUGGGCACCAGUGAGCUGAUGGAGACGGAGGAUAUUCAAGCCGGAACAAAAGCAUACCCUGGACCUCCUUCAGCACCAAAGGUUGUAACUGCCUUCAAGGAUUGCAUCAACCUCUCUUGGUCUCCUCCAUCUGACACUGGAGGAACCAAUAUUCUCGGAUACAACCUUGAGAAACGCAAGAAGGGCAGCAACCUGUGGAGCCUAGUCCACCCACCCGAUGAGAUGAUUAGAGCCAAAGGAUUUGGAGUGAAAGAUGUGGUCGAGGGCAUGGAGUACGAAUUCCGUGUGGCAGCAAUCAACAACUCAGGAGCGGGUGAACACAGUGCACCAUCAGAGUUUGUGUUUGCCAGAGACCCAAAAAAGCCUCCUGGUAAAGUCAUAGACUUGAAAGUGACAGACUCCACCUACACAGCCCUGUCCCUGUCUUGGACCAAACCCAAGGACGUUGAGGGGGUUGAGGAUGAAGCAAAAGGAUACUUUGUGGAGAUCAGGCCUGCAGAAAACACAGAAUGGGAUCGCUGCAAUGCUAAUGCGAUAGCCUUGAACUUCUAUACAGUGAAAGGCUUGAAGUCAAUGGCUAUGUACUGGGUGAGAGUCAUUGCUACUAACGAUGGAGGAGAGGGACGACCACAAGAGCUGGACAAUUACAUCCUCGCUAUGCCCCCUCCUGUGAGACCACGAUUCACAGAUUCCAAAAUCAAGAGUUUCAUGGUGGUGCGAGCAGGAAACUCUGCACGGUUCAACAUUAAUUUUGAGGCCUCUCCUUGGCCUGAGGUCACCUGGCUGAAAGAUGGAGUGCCUGUACCUAAAAAGGUGACCAUCAGCAACGCAGAGGGAAAUUCCCAGCUUCUGAUUGCAUCCUCUGAGCGCUCAGAUACUGGAAUCUACACCAUCACUGUCAAAAACAUUGUCGGCCAAGAAUCAUUCAGUAUUGAAAUUAGAGUCACAGAUGAGCCGAAGCCACCGGGUCCUGUGGAGACUGACGAAAACGUGCGAGGCACGGUAACCAUUUCAUGGACCCCAUCUCCAGAUGAGAAACGUGACGACAGGCUGCACUACAUGAUUAUGAAGCGUGAUUCAAGUAAAAGAACAUGGAACACUGUUGGCGAUCACAUCUUCAACAACAGAUUCACAGUCUGCAACAUACUGCCGGGCCGAGAAUACCAGUUCAGAGUCUUUGCAAAGAAUGACAUGGGCUGCUCCAAACCUUCUGAAUCACCAAAGUGGCUGAUACCAUGCAAAAAGGAAAAGUUUACUCUGAACAGGCCAGAAACAAAGCCGUGUAAUCUGCAGUGUCCUCCCAAGUUCCUUGUCCCACUGAAAUUGCACACUGCUCCUGAAGGGUAUGAAUGCUACAUGAGCUGUGCCAUAAAGGGGGAUCCAACACCUCAUGUGACAUGGCUUCACAACAACAUCAGCCUGAAUACCAACACCAACUACUUCAUCUCCAACACCUGUGGAGUCUGUUCACUGCUCAUAUUGAGGGCUGAAUCUAAAGACAUCGGGGAGUACAAGAUUGUUGCAGAAAACUGGCUGGGAAGAGCAGAGAGCUCCACUAAACUCACAGUGAGAGAAUAAAUGACCACACUGAAGAUGGUAAAGCUCUACAAUGCUUACAGUUGUUAGUAAUAGACAUACUGCAUCUUUAGAGCAAACCCUGCCAAAUGUAGAACAAGUGAUUAUUUAACAUUGCCUGUGACACCUUUAGGUUGUUAUCUAUUUCACAAUAAAGUCUUAGGCAUAGAAAUGUUGCUGAAAUAAAAACCACAAAUGUGAUUUGUUUGAUUUUAAUUGUGCAAUCUCAAUAAAAUGGAAGCUUGAAAUUCUAGCGUGCAAUAUGGCAUAUUUUAACAGUGGUAAUACACAUGUUUAACAGCAGAAGUGUUUACAGCGCAUGACACUGUGUUGCGGUGAUUUAUUGGCUUUAAAAGUACUAUUUUAAGGUGUUUGUCUCAAACUGCUUGUGUCCUUGACGUAUUUUUUUAGAUUUAUAGUAUUGUUGGGUUGCAGUUGUUAGUUUUCCAUUAUUGUGGAUUAACAAUCUUCCCCUAAAGUGAGACUUAAGAGAAAAAGAAAUACUGAAAUGAAAAUACACUGUAUAUGAUACUGACUGUUAUACAAAGAGAAUAUGUGCAGGUUCAGUGUAAAUAAAUAUUUCAUACUGCUA